This is a messenger RNA of Trematomus bernacchii (emerald rockcod), 5191 nucleotides long. Its product is annotated as solute carrier family 45 member 4-like. Lineage: Eukaryota; Metazoa; Chordata; Actinopteri; Perciformes; Nototheniidae. The transcript is spliced from 13 exons. Gene Ontology annotation, cellular component: membrane. Gene Ontology annotation, molecular function: sucrose:proton symporter activity. Bases 899 to 3340 code for a protein of 813 amino acids. The record is from RefSeq and is a predicted model, not a curated record.
AGUAGUGAAGCAGAUGGCCCCUCAGUUAGCUGAAAAAGGUUAGCCAGAUUGCUAACCUAAACCAACUUUUACUGUCACGUUAUAAAAACAUGACAGACGCGGAACUACUUUGACUUCACCUUGGCGGAGUGUAAUCUAUGGUUGCUGUGUCACUCAGUAAGUCUUUGCCAAGAAGUUUCCACAUGCUUUGACCCGACCUGCCAGGAAGUGCUUUUACUUUCACACACAGACAGACUUCUGCUGAGCCCCUCUCUCUCAGUCCAAGUACUGCAUGCACACAAUCUCCAACACUCACUGACCAGCUACAGCAAACACACACAAACCUAAGCUAACCCUUCUAAGCUAGGGAUACCAACACACAUAUCGCCACCCCCCCUUCUGCUACCUCUUCUGCUUUUCCGUGCUCCUCCCCUCUACAUACCUCUGGAGCAAUGCAAGCGUCUCUGCUCUUGCUGAAUUAUGAAUCAGGCAAACCACACUGAGGACCUCCAUCGCUCUCCCACUGAGCUCCUGAGCCGUGCAACUGGUCACAUCUCAGCUUGAUGGCCAUAGGAUAACAUGUAUGGACAUUUGUUUUUUUCAUCACAUAUUUCUUUUGGACCCAUUCUGAUUUUACUGAUGACUCCUGCCUACUCUUCAAUUAUUUGCAAUUCAUUGGCUUUCAACCCAGAAGGUGCUGACCACCAGACAUGCUAUUUAAUAUGAAUAAUAUUUCUGGAUAUCUUUGCAGACACUGAAUGAUCAAGAUGAAACGGAUGGACAAUUGUCAACUUUCAACUUGUUGUAUUUACAUUUAAUAACAUUGAACAGUUCUGCUCCAAGUAUUGAAAAUAGUAGAAAUACAUAUUUGUACACUAAUAUCAGCCAUUCAACAAAGUAAACCCAUUACCAGACUGUAAUGGGAGGAAAAGCAGAGGAGAGGGGGGCAUAUGGCCUUCCAGAGUGGAGGAAACCCAGGGAAGAAGCAGAAGAGAGUGACAGCGAGAAGGAUGUGGAAGAAGUGGGCAGAGUUAUGCACAUCCCUCUGCAUCGCUGGGUGAUGCACGGAGCAGUGAUGUUCGGACGGGAAUUCUGCUACGCCAUGGAAACCGCCCUGGUUACGCCAGUGCUGCUGCAGAUAGGUCUCCCCGAGCAAUAUUACAGCUUAACCUGGUUCCUCAGUCCUAUCCUGGGUCUCCUCCUCACGCCUGUGAUUGGCUCAGCCAGUGACCGGUGUACUCUGCGAAUCGGCCGGAGAAGACCAUUCAUUCUGGCCCUGUGUGUAGGCGUGCUGCUGGGAGUGGCACUCUUCUUAAAUGGAUCAGUAAUAGGCCUUUCCCUUGGUGAUACUCCCAGCAGCCAGCCAAUCGGCAUCGUGCUCACUGUAUUAGGUGUGGUGGUGCUGGACUUCAGUGCGGAUGCUUCCGAGGGACCAAUCAGAGCGUACCUUCUGGAUGUUGCUGACACCGACGAGCAAGAUAUGGCUCUGAAUAUUCAUGCCUUCUCUGCUGGACUGGGCGGGGCAGUGGGCUACAUGCUGGGAGGUCUAGACUGGACUGGCACAGCUCUGGGCCAAGCAUUUAAAGAACAGGAACAGGUGCUCUUCCUGUUCGCAGGCAUCAUCUUUAUUAUCUCCGUCACUCUGCACAUGUUCAGUAUCCCCGAGCAAUCUUUCGCUCCGUCCGACCGGCUUAAAGUCACAGGAAGGGCGUCCACCAGUCAGUUGUCUUUCAGACCUGUUGGUCACUCGGCACCUUUCCUUGAUGUGAUAGCGGAGGAGGAUGCUUCUGCUCGAGCGUCUUCCCAGCAGGACAACGAAUCGGAUUCGGAGGAAGGUGGCAUGGACUUCCUGGCUGUGGAAAGAGUGCGGAGUAAAAGCGACUCAGUCUUAGCCAUGCCAGACGCUACAAUCGAGAUGGAUUCUGAUCUCGAUCCAGACUCACAACAUUUCCUGACAGAGGUGCAUCGCUUUCUACCAGAGACGCAUGCAGAGCUACAAGAUGCUUUUCAGCCAUCAGAUCACAUUAUUGGGACCCUUUCUCCUUCUGGUGGACUCCCCGACCGUACUGAUGGGAUGGUAGCCUCUAAAAAUCCAGCUUGUACUGACUCGAAGGGUUCAACAAACCUUCAGAUACAUUCUGGUUCAGAGAACUCAAACCUAAAAAAACAGCAGAUCAAGGCUUUCAACGGUGCCAAUGCGAGCUUGUCCUCUUCUGACCAUUCCAGUGAAAUUAAAGACAACGCCCCCACUAAGCUGCUGACCAAGACCUCAGUUUCCUCACGCCCACACCCACACACCUUCUACAGACAGCCCUCCUUCACUUUUUCCUACUAUGGACGAGUGGGAUCACAGCGAUAUCGACUGCGAAAGGCAGCGCCCUUGAGCCCUCGGCCAAUCACCACCUCCCAGAGUCUGAAUGACCUGAGCGAGCUCCAUCGGCGUGCCGACCGGCGGGAGCUGCAGCUGUCAGCGAGCAGCCUCUCAUCUGAGGGCUCCAGCGCUGAGGGAGGACCAGACAAGGGCACCACUGUUCGGCUGCUCUGGUUAUCCAUGUUCAAGAUGCCGAGGCAGCUGUGGACAUUGUGUGUGUGUCACCUCCUCACAUGGUUCUCCAUUAUCGCUGAAGCUGUGUUUUACACUGAUUUCAUGGGGCAGGUCAUCUACCAUGGAGACCCAAGGGCACCAUCCAAUUCCACAGAGCUACUCAACUAUCACAGAGGAGUACAGAUGGGCUGCUGGGGGCUGGUGGUCUACGCUGCUACUGCUGCUGUCUGCUCUGCAAUCCUUCAGAAGUACCUGGAUAACUUUGAUCUGAGCAUUAAGAUUAUCUACAUUGUUGGAACUCUUGGAUUCUCAAUAGGAACGGCUGUCAUGGCGAUCUUCCCUAAUGUUUAUGUUGCCAUGGUGAUGAUCAGUAGCAUGGGCAUCAUCUCCAUGAGUAUCUCCUACUGCCCCUACGCAUUACUCGGGCAGUACCAUGAGAUCAAAGAGUACAUUCACCACAGCCCAGCAAACACAAGAAGAGGUUUUGGGAUUGACUGCGCUAUCUUGUCCUGCCAGGUCUAUGUCAGCCAGAUCUUGGUUGCAUCGGCCCUCGGCGCUGUGGUAGAUGCAGUUGGGAGUGUGCGUGUCAUUCCUGCAGUUGCCUCCGGGGGCGCCUUCCUGGGCUUCCUCACUGCCUGUUUCCUGGUCAUUUAUCCUGAUUUAGAGCCGAGCAGCUCAGAGACCAACCAGGCCUUGGUGGGUUUACCUGGAGAGCCAGAAGAAAAUGGAAAAAAGAACAGUGACCAGAGGUUGGCUCUGCUGAGCCUCACAGAUGGGGAAAGUUUGAAAAAGACUGAGAAGGACACAGUUGCCUGAGCAUUAACAUGUCAAGCCCCACUAUGUGAGGAUUAUACCAAAUGUCUGUGCCUUUCUGAUUGAGGGAGUAUAUUGAAAAGAGAGAAAACAUGGCAGACCGUGUAUUCCCAUCUACAGAAAUGUAGGCUGGGUGGAUUUGAAUGGAGAAUCUUUUUUUGAGUAGAGGACUGACCAAAAGAAACAGUGUUGGGCUGCUAUGCCUGUCUUAUUGCUACCUCCUCCUUAAAACAAAUACAAGUUUGGAUGGCUAGAUGGAUAGAAGUGAGCCAUUAGUGAAUUGGUGAGACUGUUCAAACUAACUUAGCUCGGACUACUGAAACAAAUGUAAGCCUUUAUUGCGAAAACACAAAUGGGAAGCACGCAAAGCACUUUCUAUCUUUAUUUCACAGAGGCUCCUCCAUUAGUGCUUAAUGGACAAUCAUAGUGCUGUGAAAGUGCGUGUGCAUUACAUGUAGACUGAAUACAGAUGUUCAUAUAUGUUCCAGUCUGUUAAGGGAAUACCUUUGAUGGAAGAUAGGGUUAUUAUUUUGUUAUUUAGGAAAUUGCCAGAAAGUUUCAAAACAACAUUCAAAGCCUUUUACAUUUGUUCAAGACCCACAACCUUUUUUUUUUAUUCACUUUUUUAAUUCAUUUUAUUAAUGCAUAGAACGGUAGUGUGCAGUAUGAAGUGACCUUUUAUGACAACACUUUGUUUUUUCAUAUUGUAGUAAGAAUUAAGCCAGCAGCUGUCAAUGUAUGUUUUGCUCUACUGUUGAGUGCAAUGCAAAGUCUAUCACAAUACAUUUUGCAUUGCAUUUUUUACCAAUAGUGUAACAUGGAUUCUAACUUUCUUUUGGGUUUCACUGGGAUUUGUUUUAGAGGUGGCAUUUGUUUUGCUUUUUCUUGAAUUAUAUCAAAACAUUUUUUUGUAAUAUACAUUCCAAAUACAGUUGAAAGGAGAAACACCAUCAUCAGGGUACAUACAGUAUGUAACAUCCAUUAGUUAGAGUGCCAAACCUAUCAUUUGACCUGACCUGAUGUACACAGUGGUCAAAUAUCAAGAUGAAUAGCUGCCAUACUGCCAGGAUUCAGCUUCCUUUAGAAUAACUAACAUGUUUGGAAACAGAGACGGUCUGUAAAGGAUUAUUGUUAACAUUUAGCAGAAUGCAAGAUAAUGGUUAGCAUAGUCCCCAUUCUCAGUGUCACAAACUGAGUGCAGUGUGCAUAGUGUCAUAAUCUACAGAUGUUCAACCUUAAUUCAACAGUUUUUUUCAGCAUCUUCAGUAAACUUUGCCAGUUAGUAUACAUGUCUUGCUCAGCCUUAAGUCUACUUAUAAGAACAAUAUUUAUUUAUUUAGGGCGGUUUUAAGCUAUAUCGUCUACUCUAAAACAUGCACUGCAUAUUGACGACUUCUAUGCAAGGCCACCGACUGAUCUAUGCAAACUUGAAAUUUCCCUGACUGGGAUGUGGUGACCAAAUGAAACGUUUUAGAGGACAACCAGAAAGACAAGUGCACUACAGCUUUUAUUCCUUUAGCACUUACUUAGUUCAAUGUAAUUUAGCUUUAGCUGGUCUACAUGUUUCAAAGAUCUUUCUAUCUCAGCAAGAAGCUUUUUAGGAAAACACUUAAUUUCAAGUGUUUCUAGAAACAGGCCCCUGACUUAUUGAAAUCGUUUUGGUUUUAUACAAAUGUUAAGAUGUUUAGGAUGCUAAUACUAUUUUAUGUUUUGGUUUGAAAGUCAAUCCCUUGUGUGAUUUUAAAGGGAUCUUUUAAUAAUUUUGCUGCUACACAAACUUUUGUACUUUGUAAACAAGACAUUUUUGUACCAAUUGUUUUGGUAUUGGUAAAAAAAAGAAUGAAUGCACCUUCA